Messenger RNA from Stylophora pistillata, 1429 nucleotides. Its product is annotated as nitric oxide synthase-interacting protein. Lineage: Eukaryota; Metazoa; Cnidaria; Anthozoa; Scleractinia; Pocilloporidae. Gene Ontology annotation, cellular component: nucleus. Gene Ontology annotation, molecular function: ubiquitin protein ligase activity. The record is from RefSeq and is a predicted model, not a curated record.
AAAUAGCUUGGUUGCCUGGCCAAAACUAAGCUCGCCAUCUUUGUUUUAGGUAUGGUUUAGUGAUGUUUUAGUGAGUAACGAGCCUUAUAAUAAUGACCAGACACGCUAAAAACUGUACAGCAGGAACGGUUUACACUUAUCACGAGCGAAAAAAGGACACCAAAAAGUCUGGGUAUGGCAGUAAAUCUGUACGUCUUGGUAGAGAUUCUGUAAAGAACUUCGAUUGCUGUUGUCUGACGCUACAACCUUGUCGUGAACCGGUUGUGACACCAGACGGUUUCUUGUACGACAGAGAAGCAAUCUUAGAGUGUUUGUUGCAUCAGAAAACCGAAGCUGCCAGGAAAAUGAAAGCUUUUGAAAAGCAGAAGAAGAAGCAAGAUGCUGAAGAAGCUGGAAAGGUGGAGGAAAAAGAGAGAUCCAAAGUCGAAUCGUUUGUCAAUAUGGAGAAGCGCCUCACCACAAAACCAACGAGUGCAUUCACUGCAACAAAAGAUCGAAGUAUCAAUGGAUCGUCCGAUUUUAAUGAUGAACAACAACCAUCUACCUCUAGUGGUGGCUCCAGUGGCAAUGAUAAAAAUCUUCAAAGUUUUUGGGUUCCAUCUUUAACACCAGAAGCAAAACCCACACUUCUGAAGAAACCAGAUUCAAAAACCUAUUGUCCAAUGAGUGGUAAACCUCUCAGAAUCAAAGAUCUGAUUGCAGUCAAACUAACACCAAUAGAUGAUGGCGAUGACCGACCAAUGGUAGCAAAGUCUGAAAGGUAUAAGUGUGCAGUUACCCACGAUGCACUUGGUAAUUCUGUUCCCUGUGCAGUUCUGAAGAACACAGGAAAUGUGGUGACAAUGGACUGCAUUGAGAAGCUAAUUAAGAAAGACAUGCUGUGCCCAUUUACUGGCUCGAAAUUGAAAGAAAGUGACAUCAUUCCACUGCAGCGUGGAGGAACAGGGUUUGCUGGUGCUGGUACACAAUUGGAGGCAAAAAGAGCAGGGCCAGUUCUUCAGGCCUGAAACAAAACUAAGUAUUGACUCUCUCUGGCUCUUUGAAGGAGAAUAACUCUAUAUAUUAUAGUUGUAGGGUCAGACACUCAACUAGAGACAGAGAAAGUAGGCCCAGUCUACAAGACCUGCUGGGUCAUCUGACAGAUCUAAAACAAAACCAAGUAUUGCUUGUUCUCUAAAGGAGACUCACUUUCUAAUUAUGGUGUUUUCUAAAUUCUCUCUCUUUUUUGUAAUUUUAUCUUUGUUUUCCUUUGUCUCAGAUCUGGGACAAAGAAAAUCAAACUGAUACUGGCUUUUAAACUUUAGACUGCAAUGUGCUCAGGUUCUUUACCGUCGAUACACAAGGUACAUGUAUGAACCUUAUCACUUGAGACCCGAUUUUUUUUCCCGCUCUUAAGAGAUUUGUGCAGUUAAACUGAUUGAAGUUGAAA